UUCCCGUGUCCCUCCCGCCUCCUUCCCGCCCAAGCCAAUGGCACGGCGGUGUCUUCACCCUUCCGGAGCCCCCCCGAAGUGGCGUUGGGUAGCGACGAUGGACGCUGAGGUGCAGCAGGCGCUGCUCAAUUACUACUGCCAGGAGGGGCUCUUCCAGCACGCCCGGGCCGCGGCGAACGAGGCGCUGGCGCGGGUGGGCGCGGACCCCGUACUUCUCUUCUACAGGGCCUACGGCGCGCUGAGGACAGGCGAUGUCCAAGAAAGUAUUCGACAGUUGGAGUCUAUUAAAAACAAACAGGAGGUGUCACUUUGUACAAUGAUGGCUCUGAUUUAUGCCCAUAAAAAGAGCCCUAAUCCAGAUCGAGAGGCUAUUCUGGAGUUGGAUGCAAGGCUGAAGGAACAGCGUAAAACAGCAGGACAGCAGGCUCUGUACUAUGCUGGCUUGUUUCUGUGGCAUCUUGGUCGUGAGGACAAAGCCCGUGAAUAUGUUGAUAGAAUGAUCAAAGUUUCUGGUGGUGGUAAAGAGGGCUUAAUUUUGAAAGCUUGGCUUGAUCUCACCUGUGGGAAAGAAACUCACAUUAAGAAAGCUUUGAAAUACUUUGAUGAAGCACUGCAGGAAGGCAAUGAUGUUUUUGCACUGCUUGGUAAAGCACAGUAUUUUGAAGUCCGACAGAAUUAUUCAGGAGCUCUGGACAUUGUUAACCAGAUAAUUGCAAUCUUCCCAAACUUCAUUCCUGCUUUCAUAAAGAAAAUGAAGCUACAACUUGCCUUGCAGGACUGGGAGCAGACAGUUGAAACGGCACAUAGACUCUUGCAGAAAGAUCCCCUCAAUUUAGAAGCCAUGAGAAUGGAGGCCCUGCAUCAUCUGUGCAGGGAAGGAAAUAUAUCUGAGGCUUCAGCAAGACUGGGAGACCUGAUUAAAGCGCUGGAUAGAUUAGAACCACGUAAUUCUGAGCUAUUCUGUAAAAUGGCAUUAGCUUUCAGUAGAACAUGUGGCCGGAACCAGCUCAUCCUUCAACAUACACAAACCUUAGUACAAAGAGCUUUUGAUUUGGCAUCUGACAAUGCAGAAUUUGCUACUGAACUUGGCUAUCAAAUGAUCUUACAAGGGAAAGUGAAAGAAGCUCUAAAAUGGUACAAGACUGCUAUGACACUUGAUGAAACAAGUGUUUCUGCACUAACUGGAAUUAUCCGCUGUCAGCUAAUACAAGGGCAAUUAGAAGAUGCGGAGCAGCAGUUGGAGUUUCUUAAUGAAAUUCAACAGUCCAUUGGGAAAUCUGGGGAAUUAUCUUUCCUGCAUGCAGUCCUAGCUAUGAAAAAACGUAAGAGACAAGAAGAAGUUUUUGCUUUACUGAAUGAUGUUUUGGAUACUCACUUUUCAUCUUUGUGUGGAUUUCCUCUUGGUGUGGAGUAUUUUGAAAAACUAAACCCUGAUUUCUUGCUAGAAAUUAUUAGAGAAUAUCUUAAUUUUUGUCCAGCACAGCCUGCAAGUCCUGGGCAGUCUCCUUCACCACUUCUCAAGCACUGUGCUUCAGUUCUUGAAACUGUUGUAAAAACUGUGCCUGGUCUUCAACAAGCUGUCUUUUUAAUUGCAAAAGUGAAGUACUUGUCAGGGGAUCUUGAAGCAGCCCAUAGUAAUCUACAUUACUGUCUGGAAAGGAACCCUUCUUACGCAGAUGCACACUUACUGAUGGCCCAGGUGUAUUUGGCUCAAAACAAUACCAAGCUAUGUUCUCAGUCCUUGGAACUUUGUCUAAGCUAUAAUUUUGAGGUGAGAGAACAUCCUGUGUAUCACUUAAUUAAGGCCCAAACACAAAAGAAGCUGGGAGAAAUACCAGAAGCUAUUAAAACCUUACAGAUGGCAAGGAAUUUGCCUGGAAUGAGAAAACCUACAGCUUCCUCAAAAACAAAAGGAAAAAGUAUUGAAAUUGAUACAAGUGAUCGUGUGUCUGUGUUCCUAGAGUUGGUAGAUGCUCAUCGUUUGAAUGGAGAACCGCAUGAAGCUGCUAUAGUUAUCCAAGAUGCCAUUAAUGAAUUUUCUGGGACACCCGAGGAGCUAAGAGUUGUGAUUGCAAAUGCAGAUCUGGCAAUUGCUCAAGGAGAUGUGAAACAUGCCUUGACUAUGCUCCGCAAUAUUACACCUGAACAGCCUUACUUUGUACAAGCUAAAGAAAAAAUGGCCGAUAUUUAUCUUCAGUAUAGGAAAGAUAAGAAAUUAUAUGCUGCCUGCUAUAGUGACCUAGUAGAAAAACUGCCGAGUGCUCAUACUUUACUUCUUCUUGGUGAUGCAUACAUGAAUAUUCAAGAGCCUGAUGAAGCCAUAGAAGUCUACGAGCAGGCCUUGAAGAAAAAUCCAAAAGAUCCAUCUUUAGCGAGCAAAAUUGGAAAAGCCCUAAUCAAAACACAUAAUUACUCAAAGGCAAUCAAUUACUAUGAGGCUGCAGUGAGAAAUGGUCAACAGAACUUCCUUUGCUAUGAUUUGGCUGAGCUUUUAAUGAAACUGAAGCAGUAUGAACAGGCAGAAAAAGUGCUUCAGCAAGCUUUAGAUCACGAGCCUGUUAAUGAAUUGUCUUCUCUGAUGGAAGAUGUACGUUACCAGGUACUUCUGGCAAAAAUUUACAGCAAAAUGGAGAAGAUUGACAGAGCUAUUGUUUCAUUACAGCAGGCUCGGGAAUUACAAGGCAGAGUGCUUAAACGGGCUCAAGUAGAACAGCUGGAUGCAGUUCCUGCACAGAAACAGUUAGCGGCUGAGAUUUGUGCUGAGAUUGCAAAACAUUCAACAGCCCAGCGAAACUAUGAAAAAGCAAUUAAAUUCUACAAAGAAGCCCUUGUUCACUGUGAAACCAAUAACAAGGCAAUGUUGGAACUUGCACGUUUAUAUCUUGCACAAGACGAUACUGAUGCCUGUCAGCAUCAGUGUUCCUUACUGCUGAAGAACGACCAAGAUAAUGAAGCAGCAACAAUGAUGAUGGCUGAUCUCAUGUUCAGGAAGCAAGAUUACGAACAAGCUGUUUUUCAUUUCCAGCAGCUCCUGGAACGCAAGCCAGAUAACUAUGCAACCCUCUCUCGAUUAAUUGAUCUGUUAAGAAGAGCUGGGAAAUUAGAAGAAAUCCCAAGAUUUCUUUCAAUGGCUGAAAAACAUUCUUCCCGAACAAAGCUUGAACCAGGAUUUCACUACUGCAAAGGACUAUAUCUUUGGUACACAGGUGAACCAAACGAUGCACUGCGGCAUUUUAAUAAAGCUCGAAAGGACAGUGACUGGGGACAGAAUGCAGUCUACAACAUGAUUGAAAUUUGUUUGAACCCAGAUAAUGAAACUGUGGGUGGAGAAGUCUUUGAAAAUCUUGAUGCUGACAUAGGUAACUCAACAGAGAAGCAGGAGUCUGUGCAGUUGGCUGUAAGAACAGCAGGAAACCUGCUGAAGGAGCUCAAGCCUCAGACCAUUCAGGGUCACAUUCAACUGCGAAUCAUGGAGAAUUAUUGUCUCAUGGCAACCAAACAAAAAUCAAAUGUUGAACAAGCCCUGAACACUUUCACAGAAAUAGUUGUGGCUGAGAAGGAUCAUAUACCAGCACUUCUGGGAAUGGCCACUGCCUACAUGAUCUUGAAACAGACGCCACGAGCCAGAAAUCAGUUAAAACGGAUUUCAAAAAUGAGCUGGAAUCCCAUUGAUGCAGAGGAGUUUGAAAAGAGUUGGCUUCUGCUUGCAGAUAUAUAUAUUCAAUCUGCAAAAUAUGAUAUGGCAGGUGAACUUCUGAAACGAUGCCUUCGUCAUAACAGGUCAUGCUGCAAGGCUUAUGAAUACAUGGGAUACAUAAUGGAAAAGGAACAGGCGUAUAAGGAUGCAGCAAUAAAUUAUGAAAUGGCCUGGAAGUAUGGAAACCAGACGAAUCCAACAGUAGGCUACAAGCUGGCUUUCAAUUACCUGAAAGGGAAGAGAUACGUUGAUGCAAUCGAUGUUUGCCACAAGGUUCUUAAAGCGCAUCCAAACUAUCCGAAGAUCAGAAAGGAAAUACUGGACAAGGCUCGUACAUCUCUAAGAAACUGAAUUUGUUUUUUGUAUGACUCAUGGAGUUUUGUUAAUCAAACUUUGGAAGCUAUGAAUGAAAUACUGCAGUGACAGAGACCACGUCAGCAAAAUAAUACUGUGGAUAUGAUGGAUUUAACUGUAUUAGAGAUCUGGAUUAUUUUUAUGAAAAAUCUACACCCCUGAAAGAAACCAUAUUUUUCUCAUUCAGGAUAGAAUACCAUUCCCACAUGUGUUAUGUAAAGUAUCAUCAUAACAAAGUGUUACAAGCAUUAUAAAAACAUUUUUAACAUAUAACGCGGUAUUUUGUUGUGCUUAUUUGAAAUAACUCUAAAACAACUUGUCUUAUCUAGUGUAUGUGUAUUGUUAAGAUGCUGAAUUUUAGUUAAUUUAAGCUAUUACUUCAUAAUUACGGUGUAAUCUUUAUUAGUAGAGGUGUAUUUCUAAAUUAUGAGGGAGUUUUAUUUCUACAUAUACUAAAGGCAUGCUUUAUUUUUUUAAAAAUCUUGAAAGCAAACAGCUAUAUGCAUUGUUCUCAAUUGAAUUUACACUUCUAAUGAAAAUAUAACAGUUACAAUUUCGAUCCUGUGGAAAUACUCAGUAAAGACUUUCAUAGAUCCUGCAGGUCUUACACAGAAUUUACUUUCUGCUCAUGUUAGUAUCCACCUGUCAGAUUUCCAU
Catharus ustulatus (Swainson's thrush) is the source of this 4708-nucleotide messenger RNA. RefSeq names its product tetratricopeptide repeat domain 21B (gene TTC21B). The transcript has 29 exons. Bases 38 to 4048 code for a protein of 1336 amino acids. The record is from RefSeq and is a predicted model, not a curated record. Gene Ontology annotation, cellular component: intraciliary transport particle A. Lineage: Eukaryota; Metazoa; Chordata; Aves; Passeriformes; Turdidae. Gene Ontology annotation, molecular function: protein binding. Gene Ontology annotation, biological process: intraciliary retrograde transport; protein localization to cilium.